GCAACGUCGCCUUUAAAUGUUAUUAACCAAAGGUCCUUUUUAUAAACAAUGAUAAACCCAAAAAAUUGAUAUAAAAAACCAUGGCCUUUUUAGAGUGGAGGAAGUUCAAUUUCUUCGACGUCAAGCCGAACAUCGACAAGGGGCGUAUUUCCGAUCUGUUCAAGGACUCCGAGAUAAUCGUCGCGACGAGCGGUAAUAACGAAAUCGUCCUGGGCGACUCCCUCGGACAGAUACAUCUAGUAUCGCGCACGUGGGAGAUUACGACUUUUCGCGGCUACGAACUGAGGGUCACUCUCGCCCAGCAUUUGCGCAACUCGACUCUGUUGAUUACCAUCGGUGAGGACGAGGCCGGGGUGAAUCCGGUGAUUAAAGUUUGGAAUACGAAUCGUAACAAGCAUGGAGUGCCGCAUUGUUGUCGGAUUAGCAGAGCAAUACCUGGAAAUAAACCGGUGGCGGCGACUGCGCUCUGUGUGCACGAUGGUUUGCAGCUAAUGGCGGUGGGGUUUGCCGAUGGCUCCCUUGUACUGUAUAGGGGUGAUAUUACACGGGAUCGUGGUUCGAAGCAGAAACUGUUACGUGACGUUAGCUCAACCGUGACCGGAUUGGCAUUCAAAACGACUGCCUCCGCAACGUUAUUGUUUGUCGGCACCGAAAGUUCAGUGUGUGUAUUUAAUGUAACACAUAAAGAUCGCGAGCAAAAGUGUAACUUGGAUACGAUCGGAUGUGCUAAAAGGUGUAGCGUUCUCGCCGAGUCAAUACAAGAAAGUCACUUCAUGGUGGCACGUAACGAUGCGAUCUAUUGCUACACCAGCGACGGACGCGGUCCCUGCUUUGCCGUGGAAGGCGAAAAGGUGCUCCUGGAAUGGUUCCGCAGCUAUUUAAUUAUAAUAUCGACGCCCACUAGACCUAGCAUACAAAAUUUGAGCGGCAGCAGUUCCACGCAAGGUCACUCGCUUACCAUUUUAGACAUUCAGAAUAAGUUCAUCGUCUUCUCGAUGGCGAUGGAGAAAAUUAAGGCGGUCUUAAUCGAAUGGGGCGGAUUAUACCUUUUGGACGGCAACAACAACAUGUACCAUCUGGACGAGAAAGACUUACAGUCGAAACUGCUGCUGCUCUUUAAGAAAAACUUGUACGACGUCGCGAUACGCAUCGCCAAAUCGCAGCAGUACGACGCCGACGGUCUGGUGGACAUCUUCAGGCAGUACGGAGAUCACUUGUACACGAAGGGCGACUACUGGGGCGCGAUCGAGCAGUACGCGAAAACGAUCGGUCGACUGGAACCGAGCUACGUCAUACGGAAGUUCCUGGACUCGCAGCACAUCGAGAAACUCACGAGUUAUCUGCAAACUAUACACAAGCAGGGGCAGGCCACCGAGGAUCAUACGACGCUGCUGCUGAAUUGUUACACGAAACUGAACAAACCGGAGAAUUUGAAGGAGUUUAUACUGUUGAAGGAUCGAGAUCUCGACUUCGACGUGGAUAUCGCCAUUAAGGUUUGUCGACAGGCUAGCCCCCAAGAAGCGUUGACUAUGGCAAAAAGGCACAAAAAACAUGACUUGUACAUAAAGAUCGAAAUAGAAGAUUACCAAAGAUACAAGGAGGCGCUGGAAUACAUUUCCGAGCUAGACUUCGAAGACGCCGAAGUUUACAUGAAGAAAUACGGACAAGUACUGAUACAAUACUCCCCACUGGAAAGUACCGCAUUUCUGAAGCGUUUAUGUACGAAUUUCUCGUCCGAGAAAUCCACGAACUUGGACGCGGUAAUGGCGCAAGCGCAACGGUCCGAUCCUGAGGACUACAUUCACUUGUUUCUAAACAACUCCGAGUUUCUGGUCGAUUUUUUGGAACACCUAAUUGCCGACGGUUGUAUUUUGAGCACGCCGGUGUAUGACACGCUAAUUGAGCAUUAUCUGCACGUCUGGACAUCUUUGAAGGUUGAUCUCGAGAAGGGCAAGUACGGGCAGAAAAUUUUAAAACUGAUGCAAAAUUCCGAAAUUAAGUACGACAAAUCACAAGCGCUCGUAAUAUGUCAUAUGCACAAGUUUAGCGACGGCGUUCUGUAUUUGUACGAGGAGGAGAAAUUAUAUCAGCAGAUUUUGAGGUAUCAUUUUUCGCAUGGCGACGCAAGCGCGGUCCUGACCUGCUGUAGGCGGUUUGGCCAUCAAGAGCCGACCCUGUGGAUUCAAGCGCUGUGGCUGUGCAUUAGGGAAUCGAAAAAUUUAUCGACCGAAUUGCUACCGGAAAUACUGAAGGUGAUAGCGAAGGAUCGGUUGCUGUCACCUCAAAUAAUAAUUGAGGCGAUAGGUACAAGCGACGCGGACAUAAAAUUGUCCCAUCUACGUUCUUAUAUUAUCAACGAGUUAAAAAAUGAAAACGAAAUUACGGGCACCGACACCAAGCUGACAAACAAUUACCAGUCCGACACGCAAAAACUCAAGCAGCAACUGGAAUCGCUGAAGAACGGCGUGAGCGUAAUUCAGGGAUCGCGCUGCGCCGCCUGCCACCACCAGCUGGAACUACCGAGCGUUCACUUCCUGUGCCAGCACAGCUACCACCAGCACUGCUUUCAGAGCUUCUCGGACAACGAAAACGAGUGUCCCGCCUGCGUACCCGAAAACAAGAACCUUCUCGAACUGCUGAAGGCGCAGGAGUACAAUAAGGACUUGCACGAGACGUUCCACGCUCAGCUGGAGAAGGUGCACGACGGUUUCACCGUAGCGGCCGAGUAUUUCGGUCGCGGCGUUUUUAAAAAGGUGACCAUCGUCACGGACACGCCGACGACGGUUGCGCGUAAUUACGAUCACAUCAACAUCUCACAGCCGAAGCUGGAGGUGCAGACGUACGGACCUGGCGCGGAGGCGCGCCUGCGUCAAGCGGAGAACAAGCGAAGCGGCGGCAUCCCGAUAGCUUCCACUCCAGAGGGUCGCGUCAGGCAACGGGAACGUCAGUACAAUACAAAGGCAAAGUACGCCGAUAGUGCCAAACCUCAAAAAUCGGAAGCGGGAUUAAAUCCGUUCGAGACCGAGUACGACGAAACGAAGAAUCCGUUCCUGGACGAGGAGCUGGACGAGACCAACCCUUUCAAAGACGAUUACGAUAAAAAUUUAAAUCCCUUCGAAUCGUAAAUGGAAGUCACAUUAUUUAACUUAUUGUGAUAGUUAAUUGUAUAUCGCUUAAGACUGCAAUGCGUUACAAUGCAAUGUUUAUGUUGUUAAUUUGAAGGUCUUCUUGUACAAGUAAAUUGAAUAUAAUGAUAAGCGACAUGUUAAUGUUUUUUA
This is a messenger RNA of Photinus pyralis (common eastern firefly), 3278 nucleotides long. RefSeq names its product vacuolar protein sorting-associated protein 11 homolog (gene Vps11). The coding region runs from base 81 to 3125 and encodes 1014 amino acids. Gene Ontology annotation, biological process: vesicle-mediated transport; vacuole organization; endosome organization. Gene Ontology annotation, molecular function: protein binding; protein-macromolecule adaptor activity. The transcript has 10 exons. The record is from RefSeq and is a predicted model, not a curated record. Lineage: Eukaryota; Metazoa; Arthropoda; Insecta; Coleoptera; Lampyridae. Gene Ontology annotation, cellular component: endosome; HOPS complex.